Messenger RNA from Aureobasidium namibiae CBS 147.97, 417 nucleotides. RefSeq lists its product as uncharacterized. NCBI's taxonomy places the organism in Eukaryota, Fungi, Ascomycota, Dothideomycetes, Dothideales, Saccotheciaceae. The coding region runs from base 1 to 417 and encodes 138 amino acids. The transcript has a single exon. The record is from RefSeq and is a predicted model, not a curated record.
AUGGCAUCGUCAGUCACCAUAUUAGCAGCAAUGCUGUAUGCCUCGACAGCACUCGCACACCCACAACCCGUCAUCGAGGCCAGCCUUUCUCCAAGCAACCUCGCAGUCACUUGGUAUCAAGCACCUCUGGCUUUCAGCACAGCAAUCUCGACCGACACGACUUGUGGCUGGGCUGUCUCCACAGGACAAUUGAACACCACCCAGUGCUACGUCUUGCACACAUAUGCUCUUGGGUUGCAGCAGAAUGAGCAGCACAGGUGUACCUUGAAGGUGUGGGAUGGUGUUUCUGAUUGUUCUGGAAAUGGUACUUGGACCACGUAUGCCAUACCUAGCGGCAGAGGCACGAAAUGUGUCGAGACUGGUGUCUUGGAUGGCGGCAAUUUCCAACAUAAGAGUUGUGUUCUGACAUGCUCUUGA